Aspergillus neoniger CBS 115656 is the source of this 558-nucleotide messenger RNA. RefSeq lists its product as uncharacterized. Gene Ontology annotation, molecular function: chitinase activity. Gene Ontology annotation, cellular component: extracellular region. The transcript is spliced from 5 exons. NCBI's taxonomy places the organism in Eukaryota, Fungi, Ascomycota, Eurotiomycetes, Eurotiales, Aspergillaceae. The record is from RefSeq and is a predicted model, not a curated record. Bases 1 to 558 code for a protein of 185 amino acids.
AUGCAUUCUCUCAUUUUAUUUACAGGCUUGCUUUUUGACGUAAUUGACUGGGGACAAAAUGGGGGAAACGCUUUUGAAGACAAUGAUCUAUCCACGUACUGUGUACCAGAAGCUGGCAUCGACCUCAUAGUGUUAGCUUUUCUCUAUGAGUAUGGCGAUGGGAUACGAGCAUAUUCUCUCUCGUCACAGAAGGAGGCUGAAACGCUUGACCAGCAGCUCUGGGGCGCAUAUGGAAAUACGAAAAGUAAUGUUGUACAUCGACCCUUUGGAACAACUUUCUUUUACAACAAUCCUAGCUGCUCGGUUAAUGGUGCCAUCAAUCUUGGGUCCUGGGUGACCGCUGGAACUGUAUCUUCCAACACCAAAAUAUUGAUCGGUUUACCAGUCUCUCCUUAUGCAGCCACGGGAACAUACGAUGGAGCUCAGUAUUACCCUCACUACCCUCAGUUAGGUGGCGUUAUGUUGUGGUCUGCUGGAUUCUCAGAUAUUAACAUAAACCACGGGUGUAACUAUGCUCAGCAAGCCCGCAAAAUUCUCAACAUGGGAUCACCAUGUUAG